Engraulis encrasicolus (European anchovy) is the source of this 2854-nucleotide messenger RNA. It is a transcript of the gene hipk1b, whose product is annotated as homeodomain interacting protein kinase 1b. Gene Ontology annotation, cellular component: PML body; nucleus; cytoplasm. The annotation marks the transcript as partial. Gene Ontology annotation, biological process: smoothened signaling pathway; peptidyl-threonine phosphorylation; peptidyl-serine phosphorylation. The transcript is spliced from 10 exons. Gene Ontology annotation, molecular function: protein tyrosine kinase activity; protein serine/threonine kinase activity; ATP binding. NCBI's taxonomy places the organism in Eukaryota, Metazoa, Chordata, Actinopteri, Clupeiformes, Engraulidae. The record is from RefSeq and is a predicted model, not a curated record.
AUCAUUUAAAUUACAUUUGCCCCAUUUCAGCACACGUUGUUUUAAUGAUCUUUCCGUUUUUUUCGUUCCAUAUGCGCAUCAACUUCGUCAUGAUGUUGCCUUUACGUCAAUCUCUGUGACCGCGCUGUGCUGAGGUUGUGAGCGAAGCUGUUUUUUUCCUCUGUCGGAUUUACUGUCCGCGAGUUGCGUAACCCUCAAUCUGAACCUCCUGCUCACAAACGUGUUCUGUGGGGGGAGGGGGAUGUGCGCAUGCGCCCUGGGUCCCAGUUCAGGAAGUGCUUCUCAUAAGCAGCUGAUGGCUCGAGCUGUCCUGUUCCGGUGAGAGAAAAGGCUUAACGACGAAAAGAAAAGCCGAAAAAGAAAUGACUCCAUCGGCGUAGUCAAACACUGCCAGCGAGGACGGACAAUCUGGGAUGUGUAGAGCAAUACGUGCCGUUUUCUAAGACCUUAAUGCUGUGUCUUCAGCUGAAAAGUGUCCGCUUUUCGCUGAUUUUCAAGGACCGGUAGGUUGUCGGGUGAUCUAACAAUGAAGGCCUAACCAACCUCCUCCUGAACUACUCUGGGAUUUGAUCCUGAUCGGGGAGAUCUGUGGACAGAUAACUGCGCAUCUGUGGAUAAGGUCUGAGUGAUGUCGUCUCAGCUGCAGGUCUUCUCCCCCCCCUCCGUCUCCUCGUCCGCGUUCUGCCGCGUUAAGAAGAUGAAGGUGGAGAGCUGCGGCUGGGAGGUCUCCGCGGCGGCGGCGGCGUCCGAUGCGUACGUGAGCUCCGUGGGCGGGGCCUAUGGCUUCACCCCGGCGGCGGCCGCAGCGCUGCCCUUCUCGUCGGGGCUGGUGUUCCCCCAGUCGGCCCCAGGGGGCGCCAGCGGGGCGUCCAGGGGGCAGGUGGUGGUGAGGGCGGCCGACAGCACGGGCAGCAGCAGCCUCCCGCGUCACCAUGACAACCCCCGCUCCUCUCACCACGGCAACAACACAAACAACAACAACAACAGCAGCAGCAGCAGCGGCGGCGGUGGCGGUAGCAGUGGUGGUAGUCACGGCAACAGCCACCACGGCAACUCCUCGUCUCACGGCAACAACAACAGCAGUCGGGGGGCUCAGCGUUACGGCAGCAGCAGUGGCAGCCGGGGGGGUCAGCAGCAGCAGCAGCGGUACGGAGUCAAGCGCAAAGCAGAGGAAGUGGACUCGUCUAGAGGGGGAGGGGGAGGGGGGAGCGGCAGCGGCAGCGUCCAGAUCCUGGAGGAACUCUCCGCGCCGCCCGCCUUCUCCGCCCGCAACAACAACAACAACAACGGCGGCGGCGUCACCGGCGGCAACCACACGGGCCAAUCCACGGCCCACACCACCAAGAGCAGCUCGUCCAAUGGGGAGGGGGACUACCAGCUGGUACAGCACGAGAUCCUGUGCUCCGCCUCCACCAGCUACGAGGUUCUAGAGUUCCUGGGACGCGGAACCUUCGGGCAGGUGGCCAAGUGCUGGAAGAGGGGAACCAACGAGAUCGUGGCCAUCAAGAUCCUCAAGAACCAUCCCUCCUACGCGCGCCAGGGGCAGAUCGAGGUGAGCAUCCUGAAGUGUCUGAGUGCGGAGAACGCUGACGAGUUCAACUUUGUGCGUUCGUACGAGUGUUUCCAGCAUAAGGGCCACACCUGCCUGGUGUUCGAAAUGCUGGAGCAGAACCUGUACGACUUCCUGAAACACAGCAAGUUCAGCCCGCUGCCCCUCAAGCACAUCCGGCCCGUACUGCAACAGGUGGCGACGGCCCUGAUGAAGUUAAAGUCUCUGGGUUUGAUCCACGCGGACCUGAAGCCGGAGAACAUCAUGCUGGUGGACCCCCUACGGCAACCCUACAGGGUCAAAGUCAUCGACUUCGGCUCCGCCAGUCAUGUGUCUAAAGCCGUCUGCUCCACUUACCUGCAGUCCCGAUACUACAGAGCUCCUGAGAUCAUUCUUGGUCUUCCGUUCUGUGAGGCGAUCGACAUGUGGUCUCUGGGCUGCGUCAUCGCCGAGCUCUUCCUGGGAUGGCCUCUCUACCCAGGGGCCUCGGAGUACGACCAGAUCCGGUAUAUCUCCCAGACCCAGGGGCUGCCGGCUGAGUACCUGCUGAGUGCCGGCACCAAGACGAGCCGCUUCUUCAACAGGGGAACAGACUCCUCAUACCCUCUCUGGAGACUCAAGACUCCGUCUGAGCACGAGGGGGAGAUGGGCAUUGUGUCCAAGGAGGCGCGUAAAUACAUCUUCAACUGCCUGGAUGACAUGAUGCAGGUCAACAUGUCUUCUCACCUGGAGGGUACGGACAUGUUGGCUGACAAGGCCGACCGGCGCGAGUUCAUCGACCUGCUGAAGCGGAUGCUGCGAUUGGACGCCGACAAGCGAAUCACGCCCUCUAAAACCCUGACACACCCCUUCACCACCAUGAGCCACCUGCUGGACUUCCCUCAUAGCGCACAUGUCAAGUCGUGCUUCCAGAAUAUGGAGUUGUGUAAGCGGCGAGGGGGUGGGGCUUCUGCCUCCACUUCCUACGACAGCAGCAAGACGCUAUUCGCCAACGCCGUUCCAAGCUCCGCCCCCAACCUCACCGUCACCUUCAGCAGCCAACUCAACCAGCACAACCAGGUCCCGUCCGCAGGGGGUGCUGUUCCUCUCCUGAACUACCAGCCUGCUCUCUAUCAGCAGGCCACGAUCAACAUCCCGGGACUCACCCAGCCGCCCCUCCCCCUCCCCACACACACACACGCACACACACACGCACACGCCCGCACACACACGCACACACACACCACCCAGCUCUGCACGCAGCCGGAACCCUUCCAGCAAACACUCAUCGUCUGCCCUCCCACUACUAUACAAGGUACACACACG